UAAAGGGAAGGCGGGCGGCGCGCUCGCUCCGAGCUACGUCCCGCGCCUUCCAUCCGCGUCGAUCGCUGGCUUCGGUAGCUCGUCAGGCCCCCAGCAGCCAGAAUGGUGCAGCAGAUCGAAACCAAAGAGGCCUUUCAGCAAGCCCUGGCUGCUGCAGGAGAUAAACUGGUAGUAGUUGAUUUCUCAGCCACGUGGUGUGGGCCUUGCAAAAUGAUCAAGCCUUUCUUUCAUUCCCUGUCUGAAAAAUAUUCCAACGUGUUGUUCCUUGAAGUAGAUGUGGAUGACUGUCAGGAUGUUGCUGCUGAGUGUGAAGUCAAAUGCAUGCCGACCUUCCAGUUCUUUAAAAAGGGUGAGAAGGUGAGUGAGUUCUCUGGCGCUAAUAAGGAAAAGCUUGAAGCCACCAUUAAUGAAUUAAUCUAAUUGUGUUUUCUGAAGAAUGUAACCUGCUAUCGGCUGUUUAAAACUUAAUUUUUUUUAUUUACAAAAAAAAUAUGAAGUAUGGAAACUAUAUACCCAACUGCCAUCUGAUUAUAAAUGACAAUAAAAUAUUAAUUCUACCCUUUUUAAAA
This is a messenger RNA of Chinchilla lanigera (long-tailed chinchilla), 569 nucleotides long. RefSeq names its product thioredoxin. The record is from RefSeq and is a predicted model, not a curated record. Gene Ontology annotation, molecular function: protein-disulfide reductase activity. Lineage: Eukaryota; Metazoa; Chordata; Mammalia; Rodentia; Chinchillidae. The coding region runs from base 103 to 420 and encodes 105 amino acids. The transcript has 5 exons.